Messenger RNA from Hydractinia symbiolongicarpus, 1480 nucleotides. RefSeq names its product cytochrome c oxidase subunit 1-like. Gene Ontology annotation, molecular function: cytochrome-c oxidase activity; heme binding. NCBI's taxonomy places the organism in Eukaryota, Metazoa, Cnidaria, Hydrozoa, Anthoathecata, Hydractiniidae. Gene Ontology annotation, cellular component: membrane. The record is from RefSeq and is a predicted model, not a curated record. Gene Ontology annotation, biological process: mitochondrial electron transport, cytochrome c to oxygen; electron transport coupled proton transport. The transcript has a single exon.
AUUUUUGGCGCUUGAGCAGGUAUAGUUGGGACUUCUUUAAGAAUGCUCAUUCGAGCAGAGUUGGGUCAACCAGGUUCCCUGAUUGGCGAUGAACAAGUAUAUAAUGUUAUUGUGACAGCUCAUGCAUUUAUUAUAAUUUUUUUCAUGGUUAUACCAAUCUUGAUUGGGGGAUUUGGUAACUGGCUAGUACCCAUUAUAUUAGGGGCCCCGGAUAUAGCAUUUCCCCGGUUAAAUAAUUUAAGAUUUUGAAUACUUCCACCAUCCUUGACUCUUCUCUUGGCCAGAUCUAUAGUUGAGAGAGGUGCAGGAACUGGAUGAACAGUUUAUCCCCCUCUAUCCUCAGCCAUUGCCCAUGCCGGACCUUCUGUAGAUUUAGCUAUUUUCUCGCUUCAUUUAGCUGGAGUUUCCUCUAUCUUAGGGGCUGUAAAUUUUAUUACUACUAUCAUUAAUAUACGACCCCAGUCAAUAUCUAUUGACCGUAUACCUCUCUUCGUUUGAGCAGUAGGAAUCACCGCCGUUCUUCUCCUUUUAUCACUUCCAGUCCUAGCGGGGGCUAUUACUAUACUGUUAACUGACCGUAACUUAAAUACUUCUUUCUUCGACCCCGCAGGUGGUGGGGAUCCCAUCCUUUAUCAACAUUUAUUUUGAUUUUUUGGCCAUCCUGAAGUAUAUAUUUUAAUUUUACCUGGAUUCGGGAUAGUGUCCCACAUUAUUAGCCAAGAAAGAGGUAAGAAGGAAGCAUUUGGUACAUUAGGUAUGAUUUAUGCUAUACUUGCAAUUGGUAUUCUUGGUUUUGUUGUCUGGGCUCAUCAUAUAUUUACUGUGGGAAUGGACGUGGACACUCGAGCUUAUUUUACUGCUGCAACUAUGAUUAUUGCAAUUCCUACGGGGAUUAAGAUUUUUAGAUGAAUCGGAACUUUACACGGGACACGACUUACUAUAACUCCAUCUAUGUUGUGGGCCCUAGGAUUUGUAUUUUUGUUUACUGUGGGAGGGCUUACAGGAGUUGUCCUGUCGAACUCUAGAAUUGAUAUUGUUCUCCAUGAUACUUAUUAUGUAGUUGCCCAUUUCCACUAUGUUUUAUCAAUGGGUGCUGUCUUUGCUAUCAUAGCAGGAUUUGUGCAUUGAUUUCCUCUAAUGACCGGAUUAAGAAUGAAUCAGUUUCUUCUUAAGGUACAUUUCUUUAUUAUAUUUUUAGGAGUAAACUUAACUUUUUUCCCUCAACAUUUCUUAGGUCUCGCUGGAAUACCACGUCGUUACGCAGAUUACCCAGAUACAUAUGCUUCAUGAAAUGUAAUUUCUUCAUUAGGGAGAGUUAUAUCUAUAAUUGCUACAUUAAUAUUUAUUUUUUGUAUUUGAGAGGCCAUGAUCGCUAAACGAAUUAAUAUUUUUUCACUUAAUUUAAGAUCAAGUGUGGAAUGGAAUCAUCCCCAUCCGCCUGCCGAUCACUCCUAUGAAGAAAUUACUAUAAUCUCUACAU